ACUACAUCUAUUUUUAACAAAUUUAGGAACUUAAAUCUUUUAUUUGAAAUUGUAAGUCUAGUUUUAUGCUGAAAAUAACUCGAUAUCUUAUCGAUUAGUUUUUACAAACAGCUGACUUCAACGCGGUUGUGUUUUGUUUUGGUUUCUCGUUUGUUUGAGCCGCAUUAUCAGCAGUUUGUACCGGAAGAAACCAUGUCCGCGGACUACUCGCACCUCAGUUCCGCCAUCCUGGAGCAGUGCUUCGGCAAGGUGGUGCAGGCGGUGUCUGACUGCCUUUUCUCGGCCACCACGCGGACCCUGGGUCAGAUCACCAGUGCCACCAAGUUCUCGCGCAAGGAGGUGGCACUGGCACUGGCGGUGCUAGUGAAGUACCGACUGGUGGACUUCGUCGCCUCCAAACAGAAUCCCUUCCUGGCGGAGUACGCCCUCCGGCGCGAGGAUGUGCUCUGCCUUCUGCGUUACCCACGCUACAUUCAUCUGGUGCAAACAAAAUACGGAAACGUGGGUGCUUCCAUCGCCGAGGAACUGAUCAAUUCUGGAUCGGAUACUGCCAGCGGGAUUCUGAUCAAGUGCCUGACAGAGGGCGAGAAUAAGGCGGAAAGUCCGGAAUCAUAUCGCAACACUUUUCUUCAAAUGAUUACGGAUCAUUAUAUCAUAAAAAGACCAGAGCUUUUGGUGGGCGACGACCAAGAUGAGAGUGUGCCAAAAUUCGAAAGUAACGAAUGUGACUUCUUCAGGCAUCCCCACAUUGAUCUACAGCUGGUUGCCAAAAUUCGAAAGGGUGAUGCAACACUGGCGGAUGCCAAGGACAACACUAUGGUGUGGAACCUGAACUGCGAUCGUUUCCAUCAGGACUUUCGGGACACCAUCAUGGUAGACGCCAUCGAACGAAAGUUGGGCGAAAAUGCUGCUGAGUGCUUUCGAUUCAUUCUAAAAAUUAUGUACAAUACAACUGAUCCAUGGCAGAGAAAACUUUCCAACCAAAUAACUUUUGUGGAAAUUAAACAGGCGAUCGAAAGAAAAUCAAACAACCUGGAUCUUAUGAAGUACUUGGACCAGUACAUAAGUUUGUUGACUGACGACUCACUGGGAUUUUUCCGGAGAGUUGGCGACAUGGGUGGCGGAGUGUACGUUGUGGAUAUGGAACAUGCCUUUGAGUCGCUUGCCUUUGUUUGUGUCGAGUCUGUGAUAACGGAGCGCUUUGGCUCAAAGGCAGCCCGCAUUUUUCGAGUCAUUCGAUGCAAGAAAUACAUAGAGCAGGAGGACUUGCAGAAGGAGGCUAUGAUCCCCUCUAAAGAGGCAAAAUCGCUAGCCUAUAAUUUGUUCCAAGAACAGUUUAUACAUGUGAAGAUAAUUAAGAAGCCUGGCGGAGGCAGCAAUGGUCCCGCAAAGGCGUUUUACCUCUUCCAGGUCAAGGAAAAGGAUACGGUCAGAAUGUUGCUGGAUGCCAGCUACAAGUCCCUUUAUAACACCAUCGAGCGAUCCAACUUUGAGAAAAAUGAGCACAAGGGGCUCAUUGAAAAAUCCCAAAGGCUGGACAGUAUAGUUGAAACCAUGAAGGAACGCGGCGAAACCGAUGAAUAUAUCGCCGAGAUUGUGGAAACUUUUACGCCACCCGAGUGUGAGAUACUUAACAAAGUAAAAAAUCGGAUAAAGACCUUAUCGAAGGCUGAGCUGACCCUGGAUGAUACUAUCUUCCUUUUGCAAAUGUAUCAGCAUCAUUGCACAUCGCUGCCAACGGGUAUUCGGAAAUUUAAAUAAAAGUUAUUUUUAGGGCAAA
Messenger RNA from Drosophila rhopaloa, 1780 nucleotides. RefSeq names its product DNA-directed RNA polymerase III subunit RPC3 (gene Polr3C). Gene Ontology annotation, biological process: DNA-templated transcription. The record is from RefSeq and is a predicted model, not a curated record. Gene Ontology annotation, cellular component: RNA polymerase III complex. Bases 193 to 1761 code for a protein of 522 amino acids. Gene Ontology annotation, molecular function: single-stranded DNA binding. The transcript has 8 exons. NCBI's taxonomy places the organism in Eukaryota, Metazoa, Arthropoda, Insecta, Diptera, Drosophilidae.